Egretta garzetta (little egret) is the source of this 9818-nucleotide messenger RNA. RefSeq names its product transmembrane protein 33 (gene TMEM33). The record is from RefSeq and is a predicted model, not a curated record. NCBI's taxonomy places the organism in Eukaryota, Metazoa, Chordata, Aves, Pelecaniformes, Ardeidae. The coding region runs from base 910 to 1599 and encodes 229 amino acids. Gene Ontology annotation, biological process: membrane organization; endoplasmic reticulum tubular network organization. Gene Ontology annotation, cellular component: endoplasmic reticulum; membrane. The transcript has 6 exons.
UGCGCCGCCGCUCGGGGAGGUGUCCCCAUCAAAACGAAUCCUGUGUGGCUGUUGGUAGACAGCGAUGCGAAGGCGCUGGCAGGUUAGUUAGGUUGAGUUCUGGUCGCUUUCCUAAAAAGGGCCUAGGAGCAUGGAAGGAGAAGAACUGUCUUCAAAAGCUGAUUCCAAUUCGGCAAAAAAUGUCGAGGUCUUUCAGGUGAAAGGAGGCUGAUGUUUUAACUCUUCGGCACCUGCUGGCCGAAAGGAUGCUGUGUUCCAUUAGAGCCGUUCUGGUACGGGGGCUAUGUCAGGCGUGAAGGGGACUGUGGUUUAGGAGAGAUCAACAACAGGAGAUUGUGCUAGAUUACCGUUCAAAACUUUUUCCUUUUUUUUGAGGCCCAGAACAUGUAGGCCAAAAUGAUGCCACUUCCCUUAUGAUGUAGCUGUGCUAAACUUACCUGACCCCUUCUUUUUUUUUUUCCCCUCUGUAAGAAGUGUGGAGACUUAGCUCCAGGAGUGCAAAGCGUAUUCUAAAAGGAACCUUGAAGCAAUGGAUGUAAAAGUCAGGUCCAAAGACCUUGCAAGUUAUGUUUUUGAAGCUGGCUGUUUUGUGAGGUUGGUUUGUUUUAGAAAAACUGCCUCCACACAAGAUCUUACCACUAUAUUUCGUUGUAACAUACAAAGGAACUUUUUGAUUCUGAGACAGCCAAGCUAUUUUUGAUCUGGUUAGUAAGAUCAUAUGAGUCAAGUUUCAUACAGAACAAAAAGAUGCUCUUUGCUUUAAGCUGUAAUUUGAUUAUAUUAACGGUUGGAGAAAGACUUGCAAUUUAAUAUAGAAGGGAAGAAUGUUGGUUGCAUGCAAAUAUUAAAGAUACCAACUUCUGCGGGGAUUGGGUUUUUUCUUUUCUUUUUCUAAUGUAGCAAUUUCUGAUGGCUAACAAGUUGGAUACAGCAAUGUGGAUUUCCCGCUUGUUCACAGUUUACUGCUCAGCUUUAUUUGUCCUGCCUCUUCUAGGGUUGCAUGAAGCAGCAAGCUUUUAUCAGCGUGCCUUGCUGGCAAAUGCUCUUACUAGUGCCCUCCGACUACACCAAAGGCUACCGCACUUUCAGCUUAGCAGGGCGUUUCUGGCCCAGGCAUUGCUGGAGGACAGCUGCCACUACCUGUUGUACUCCCUUAUCUUUGUGAAUUCCUACCCUGUUACAAUGAGUAUUUUUCCAGUUCUGCUGUUCUCUUUGCUUCAUGCUGCCACAUACACAAAGAAGGUUCUUGAUGCACGAAGUUCAAAUAGCCUGCCCUUUCUGAGAAACCUUUUAGAGAAACUGAACGCUAAUCAACAAAAUAUUCUAAAAUUCAUUGCUUGUAAUGAAAUUUUCCUGAUGCCAGCUACAGUUUUUAUGCUCUUCAGUGGGCAAGGGAGUCUGCUCCAGCCAUUCAUUUACUAUAGGUUUCUUACAUUACGCUACUCCUCUCGGCGAAAUCCAUACUGUCGGACACUCUUCACUGAGCUGAGGAUUGUUGUUGAACACUUAAUAAUGAAGCCUUCAUGCCCUGUUUUUGUAAGAAGACUAUGCCUCAGCAGCAUUUCCUUUAUAAGCAGAUUGGCACCAACUGUUGCAUAGCCAAAUUUCAGGCACUUGUGUUUUCUGAACAUUACGUGCAGCUGGCACUUCUGCUGCUGGUUAUAAAUUCCUGGUUUUACACUGAUCUCACUCCAGGCUGUAUAAAAAUGUGUAUAUGCUUUUCUUGGAGAGAAUAUGAAAUUUAGCAUAUCAAAAGCAAGUCAUGGAAACUUAAAAUUACUGUGCUGUAUUGCUAAUCGGUGGAAAAAAAAGUAGCUGCAUCCUAUCCAAAACUUGCCCAGUCAUACAGUUGGUUUUUUUAGGAAUCAAGGAUUGUUUGAGGUUAAUUAAAACUAUAAUAAGCCUGUGCUCAGUAGAUUUAUGUUAGUUGGAACUAUAGGUACUGUAGUAUGUCUCUGGUGGAUAGCAAUUGGUACAUUUACCUAUGCAGUACACUUUGGACAGUAUUCUUCUGCUUACUAAAUGUAUCUGUAGAGCCGUUUUGUCUGAAUUACUGUACUUGAUGUAAAAAUACAGCCCACUGAAUUUAACAAAAGGGAUUAAGAUCUAUCAAGCUGGCAUAGUUAACACCUUUUCUGAAGGAGAGGCUAUUUUUAUUAAUAUUACUGAGUUUCUAUCUUGUGACAUAGUCUUACAUUAUGUUGUAGGAAGAAAUGUCAAAACUCUGAUCACAGAAAACUCUGUGCAGUUAUCUUGUCAUAAGAAGAUGUUUUACCAAGCCAAAUUGCUGAUCUGUAGGCUUUUCAGACAAAGAUGCAAUGCUUAAACUUUUAACCAUCUCUUAAGUGAACUAAUCAAUGUAAAUGAAGUAACUUUCGCAAAAUCAUUGCAGAUUUGUUCUUGUGUCUACACAAAUGUGAGACUGCAGUAAUUCAAGCAUGUCAGCUUUUUAGAAAAUUAAUCUGUAGCUAGCGCUAUAUAAAUUGUUCUUCCAGUUCCUGAGGCUCUCAUUGUGAUGGGAAACUUGCAUAAAGGAUUGCACCUGUUUAGGCAGCUUCUGAAACAAAUGGGUGUAGGAUUUUUUUGGCAUAAAUCCAUCUGAUGACUGAUCUGAAGCGAGUGUCAUGACUACAGAAGUGAAUAUUAAAUUGAGUGCUGAUUAUGCAUUCACCCAGCAGCUGAACAGUAGGUUGUGCAAAAAGAAUAUGAUCUGUCUGAAUUUGUGGGAAGAAGUGAUUUCAAGGCAAAAGACUUUCCUAAUCUUCUGUAGUUAAUGUUAAUAUUCUAAUUGCAUAAAAAUUAAAGGGGUUUCAUUGGCCUUUUGUAAACUUCUAUAGUGCUGUACUUAACUGUUCUUCCUUGGUCAGAGAAACACUUUUGCAAACAGUCUUGAAGCAAAGUAUUUUCCUGAAACUUUUGAGUUACCUUGUUUGUGAUGUGGAUAUCAUUCAGACUUUCCAGUUGUAUUGGUUUGUUAGAUCAGAGCCAUGUAUUUAUAUACUUACUAAUUUUUUUUGCUCAACCUCUUGGUACUGACGAACCAACUGGUAAUUGAAUAUGAUAUUCUUUGACUACUUGUCUUGUUCUCUGAACGUGAUUAGCUAUUUAUAGAACACUUGCACACUGCAGAAGCAACUGCAUGCAGUAAUGCUCUACAGCUGCUAAAGACUUGCAAUGAGUUUCACUCUAUGUAUAUCCUGUAAUCAGAGGAUUUUAUAAAAACUAAAAUUUCUACUGCAAUAAAAGGAGUGUUAAAUGUAAUUUGCUAGGCUCUCCAAGCUUAUUUGCUCUCUAACAGAACAUACUGAUGCUUGAACCUGGAAGUUGAGCGGAAUGCUUUCCCGUGUGUAUGUGUGCAUGUUCUUCUAUUCCCACUGCUGCUUCAGAAUCAGGAUGUAAUGUCUUGUGCACUUCUAAAUUACUUUAUAGGGAAUUUUUGCCUUCUAAAGUGCAAAAAUUGAUGACCCUUUCCUUCAAAAUUUAAUCCAAGAGUAAGCACUGCAACAAUGAUACCUCAUCAGAGUUGAAAUAGAGACCUGCUUCUCACAAUUUCGUUUCCUUAGCGUUGUUCCAGACCUUGGUACAUGGUAUAUUUUUUGAGUGGUGACAUCAGACUCUGUUCAGGUCUUUGCACCACUGAUUUGAAACACAAUUUGGUCAUGUAAGUCAGUCCCCCACACUGGGAGUGGAAGGCAAAUAAAUACUUCUGUAAUUAGUGUAAGCAAAAUAACAUACUAUGACUGAGCAAAUUUUUGUGGUCGAAGACUGCUGUUACGGGUGUAGUCUACUGUUCCUUUAAUUGUAUGCUGUCAUUAAAUCAGAGAAGAGUCUAAAUUGGAUCUGAUGUAUUGCAACUGUAACUGAAGGAUGCUAAGUCUUGAGAUCCAACUCUAUGAAUGGACAAGGAAGAUUAAAAGGAGUAAGUGAAUGAGAUUUCAGUAAGUAGAGAGUUGGAAGACGGUGCCAAGGUGGUGCAGAGCUUCUAUAUGGAUACCGAAUUUCUUGUUAACUCUUUCUAUUAAGUCUUAAAAAUGGAUCAAGGGGAGGAAGAUCUUUCAUAAAUGGGAUUUGAUUUGGCUAGUAGAAUAUUCUUGGCUUUGCAAGGAGUUGCUUGACAAAUGAGGUGUGUGUUUUACUUGUGGCCUGGUAAAACUUCCCUGAUGUGCCAAGAAAACAUGGAGCAAGGGGGUAAGAAUAACUUCGAAGCAAAACAAAUAGGGCAACUGACCUGCACUCUGCAUCAACUUUGAUUUUUACUGCACCCUUUAGGCUGCCUAAGCGAUAACACUGAGUACUGAAUGCUGGCAAAAACAUUCUGUCCUUGCGCCCGCUUCCUUACCACAGUUUGUGACUGUUUCUAUACUAACAAUUAAAUUAAACGCAUGAAAUGCUGGUUGUGUCCUGAUAGCUUCAGACUUAUUCUGGUGAAAAGAACUGUAUGUUCAUGCUGCUGUGCUGUCAACAGCUAGCUGCGAUGCAGAAACUGUAACAACUCGGUGGUAGCGGAGACAUUUUUAACUGUAUGACUGACCAUAAAAUGCCUGCCAGCCCCAACUGUGAAGCAGAGGAGGUUUUGUCCUACUUGAAAAGUUGUCUAUCUAAUGUGGUAAUUGUUUCCACUGGUAUAAACCACACGGGUCAUUGUUUUUAUUGUCUUGACUUUCGUAAGUUAAAGUGCUGCUGCAUAAGUUCUGUGGGUAGACCGACCCCUUGCUGUGCGCCAGCUUGCUGUAGAAGUGAUGCUCCAGUGUAAGACUUGUCUGCUCGCGCCCGUAGAUAAAUAAAGCAUCGGGACCCAUUAGGUCUGUUGGGGUAGCUAAUGCCAGUUGGGAUUUCUCACAAAGUCAGUCACUAAUGCAUCCAUCCUUUCCUUUAUUGUCUUUUACUUAUUUUUAUACUUUUAUUGUCAUUUUUGUGCUGUCAGUUUUAUGUUUUGCUCCCUUCUUUGAUGGAUGCUCAAGGGGAGCAAUAUCUGUUAAUAUUUUAAGUUGCAUGUUUUAAGGAUUUUUUAAUAUUAUAAUCAUAAGCCACUACUUGUUGCAACAGUUUUUGAGCUGCUAACAGCACAUGUGAUAGUACUGUCCAAACAAAUAAUGUAGGUGGUUAUUGUGUACAGUCUGUGUUGGAGUUUUUAUCACUAGGUGCCUGUAUUGCAACAUUUGCUGUACAGACAACUCCUUGUUAAUUAAGGAAGCACAGUUCUUGCCCAUUUUACAGACAGGAGCUGAGGCAUGGAAGGAAAGAACUCGCCUGAGGCAAUGUAAGAGCUCUGGCAGAGCAGGAAAUAGGGGAAAAAAAGUUGGACAAGAAUCCAGGGGGAACUGUGAUUCCUUUUGGCACCACAUACGACUUCUUGGUCUUGUUUGCAAAAUGAUACUAACUGCUGCUUAAACAGUUUCAAAAUUACUGUACCUUGUGGUGCUCAGAUUAAGGGUAGGAAAGACCAUUGCACUAGAACAGCAUGUUCUUUUAAAGCGAUGCGAAAAGCUGAUUCCCACGUGCAAGAGCUAGGCAUGGCCCCUGGUAUCUGCAACUUUUUGGUGGGGGGAAAAAUAAUGCAACAGAGUAAGAUCGUGAGCAAUUACACGCUAGAUGUUAGUUAGGGCAUGCUGAUCUGUUGUAAUUGUCUAUACUUUUUAAUUACUGCAGUGCAAGUUUUUGUGGUUAAACUACACUGAAAUUGGUUAGUGUGUGUUUGUAUUGUAACUUUUCAUGUGCUGUAAGUUUCUUAAAAUGAGAGAAGAGUCGGGCCUUGCUGUUCUAAAUCGCCUUUUAAGGUUAAAACCUUAAGUAAUCCUUUAUUUCAAAGAUGCAUUAUCAGUAUGGCUAAUGUAAUUGAAUUUAAUCUUAAGUGUGGAUUCAAAAAUAUCUUUUUCAUAAAAUGUCAGCAUUACUUACUAACCCUUCUGCAGACGCUAGCUCUGUGAUAAUAGCUGAUACUGUGCAGGUACGGGAGUUUCAUUGCUUGGUUGAUGUGCCAUCCAGAUGGUACAAACUUCUAAAAUGAAUUGAAAAAUUCAUCUUUUACUUGUAUUCAAGGACUGAGGCACAAAAUGCUAAUGUAAGGGCUCAGAGGGGAAAUAUAGUUCUCCUGCAUAUUUGAGAAAAUGUGAAGCCCUUUCAAGAAAAUCUAAUAAACGAAAUAAUCACAGGCUGCUGACACUAAGGAAAAAGCACCUCAUUCGCUCUUUCUUUUAUGCAGUGAUUUACUGGUCCCUACUGAUUUUCAAAUUGGAUCACUGCAGUAAAUUAUCCAUGCCAGUACCUGUGAAAGAAAGCACUGGGAUCCAUAUUUGUUUAGUGCUGUGCUUAAAUCAGCAAGAAUGAUAAAUUUGAUGGUAUGAAAUUGGAAAUAUCAAGGGCUUUUCUCAGUGAACGAGCAAGUAUCUCCAUUUGUAAUUUAUUGUGACCCUUUUUCACUGUAUGUGCUUUGUAUGUCAAAUAUUUAUUUCAAAACAAAUUAAAUUGUUUUCUGUUUUGAUACAGCUAUGGUUUUGUUGAUGUUCUUGAAAUCAAAUUGUAUAGUUUUUUUUUCCUGGAUAUAAAAUAUUACCAAUGUUGUGUUGCAAAACAGCACUUGUUGUUUAAGUUCAAAUCUCCAAGUUUGAGUUACUGACCAACAGUUUUCCAUGUGAAGUGUUCUAGGUGUGCCUUGGGUGUUGGGGUUUUUUUGUUUUGUUUUUGGUUUUGUUUUGUUUUGGUUUUUUUAUGUGUGUUUAGUGCAGGAUGCAGUGAGCUACUGCAGCUUCUCAUUUGUUUUUUUUUUCUAGAGAAAGAGGAAGAUUAAGCUGUAUACCACAACCAAAAAAAGCUGAUCCCUGUCUUCAAGUCAUUGGAGCUAUUCUGCUUUACACUUGGCGUAGGUAGUACCAAGUCCUGUGGGGAAAAAAAAAUACCUAUGUGCUCAGUUUACUGCCAUAUUUUCAGUGCAGGUGUUAAUAGAGGAAGUUGAAAGUACACCUGUGUUCUGGUAGGAGUCCUGUCCCUUUUAUCUUAAAAUAGGUUACUUUGUGACUGAUUACAUCCCACUACCUAAGUAAGUGCCGCAGCUGAACUGAAAAUGAGUCAUGGCUAGCGCUGAUUACUUGGAAUUUAUAUUGUUACAAUAAUAAUUUGUCUUGCAACUAGUAAGCAAAAUUGUAAACCAGUAUUGUUAAUGUGACCCUAUGUUACUCUCUUCUUGUGGGCAAGGCUUGGCUGCCCUGUCCUGGCAUGUUAAAUAGCUGGCUUCUGUUCCACCCCAGUGCCAACUAGUCGGGCUUUCUUCUACCACAGCUGGUUACUGCCACACAGCUAUGGUUUUGUAGAAGCAGUAGUGUGGAUUAUAUUCUGAGGAGCCAGGAAAGACUUUGCUCUUAAAAGAAAGCAAUGGUUCGUUGGAGUUCAUCUCCCUUUAUCCUGCAUUCCACGUGCCUGACGGCAGUAUCUUGCUUGUGAGGCGAGUGAAGUGUUGCUGCAGUCCAGGCUCCUGCCUGGGGUGAGGAAACUGGUUUCCCUGAGAACAAAUGCAGAUCAUGGUUGACUUAACUUGCUUUGUAUGUUCCUAUCAAUGUUCACUCACGCACCUUUGCCAACGUGAAGAGCAAGAGUACGUUGGAUUAAGAUGGUGCAUCUGUUGGUUGAGAUAUGUCAUAGGAAAAUUAAGCUGAAAAUCAGAAAUUAUAAAGGUGCAGGGCUAGAUUAUCUGCAAGGGUUAAAGCAAUAUCAACUAUGCUUUUCACAAAGGUAGAAAUGGAAUAGAAGGAGAAGGAAGAAAAAUGGGGAGAAAAAUAAUGAGACCACAGAAGAGUUCAACUCUAUGUGAUAAAAAGAGGUAUGGAAAUCCUACUGGGUACUCUCUUGCUUUCAUAAACCCCAAUUCACGGUUUUAUGCCAUCAGUAUCCUCUGGAUAGUACUUCAAUUUUCUAGCUGUAAAUUAUUUCUAAUUUAGUCUUAAAAUAGUAUAGGAAUAGCAUGUUCAGGUGUGGCCACAUUGUAUAAGAGCUGACAGGCUGAUCUUGGUUUACUUAAAAUGGAAAACAUCUGCAGUAGAAUUAUGUGGUUUUGAUCAUUAUGGUUGAAGCUCCUGUAGUGGAAAAGUAGAGAAAUAAACAUUUGCUAUGGCCUAUAUUGCCGCUUGGCUGCUUUGUCUUUUUUUAAACUUUUCUCUUUCCAUGCUGCUUUGCUACAUUUUUACAUUGGCAAUCUAGGGGAAGAUACCAUACAUGACCUGCAUGGGGUUUUGUCCUGAUGUAUGUUUGCUUCUGUGUGCAAAGACGCAUAUAGAACAUAGUAUUUGUAACUUAGCAUUUUAACUUUUUUGGAUUUAACUUUUUCAGUCUAGGAAGUCUGACCAGUGUUUUGAGAUGACAGAUGCUUGCCUAUUAUAAUCCCUCUCAAUGUGCUUUCUGCUAUAGCAACUUUAGUUAGGUUACCUUAGUUAACUAAAGCGCAGCAAAAAUAAUUGUGAAUCCUUUCAGUAAUAAAGUUUAAAUCAGAGCCAUUACUAGCAAGCUUUUUGUAAUGGCAGGUGGAAAUCUGAAGUUGAGUUUCUGAAUUCUCAUGGGUCCGCUGGCACUUUACCAGUUGUAUAACUGUGUAAUACAGAGAUAUAUUGAAACCUUAGAAACUACAGUUAGAGCAUCAAGCAGCAGUUCAGCGUAUAUAUAUGGAGCAUCCAGUAGUUCUAUUAAUUCUUAAUUCAAAUUUUUUAACAUCAUUCAGGGGCAGAGGUAAGCCAGAUGUUUGGUUGCAUUGAUGUAUAUGUGCUGUGGAUGGAUGGUGUGUAUGUAUACUUACAGCAGCAGAUAGAUGACUAAAUAAAACAUGUACUAUUUUGAGGGGGUUUUUGCCAUUUGGAUAUGUUAAUAUUUUUUUGCUCUUUAUGAUUAAAAAGCUUCUUCCUGCCCUCUGACAGCCUUCUUUCUUCGCACUGUGUUACACAUUUGUAAGGGAAAUAGCUUUUAAAAAAAUGAUUCUUGCACUGCAUAGGUGCUUCUUCCCUUUAUACACUUAUACACUUCAAAAGCAUUACUCAAGCAUAUUUCACAUUCUUGUAAUCGAUUUUUUUUUUUUCUUUCUUGCAAGCAAAAGAAUUAAGUUGCUUUUAAGCUGGUCCUUGAUUUGUUCAUGUAAGAGAUCGUAGGACAGGUGGAGCAGCAGGAGACUAGGCCUGAUGAAGCUUCCCCCAGGCCUGUGUUUCUGUGCAUGUCUGCAUACUGCUGGAGAGAUAAGAGUAGUUAUUUCAAUAUAUUACGUAUUAUGUACCUAAUAUUGUUUUCAAGAAUUUUAAACUAGCUUUCUGCUUUAGGAUGAAGAUAAGUGCUGCUAGCCUUCAGAGUUCUUUUUUUCUUACUCAAAGGCUGGAAAUUUUAUUUGGCGAUAUGAUUUGGUCGGCUGAAAUGAAAUGGAAUUCUUCUUCCAUGGGCUAAUUUUAUUCCAAACCACUGACCUCUGGUGGCUGGUUUGCAACUAUGAAGCAAACAUUUUAGCAAUUUGUUGUGCAAAUUGGUGACAGGAGAGUCUUUUUCCCUUUAAAUUUCUCAGGAGAAUAAUGUCCCUUCCCGCUUUAUUGUACUUUGGCUUUGCAAGUAUCUAUCUGCCUUAUGCAUUAGAAAGGAGAUCAAAAGAAAACCAGAUUUAUGGCUAAGGUUUCUUUAAAGAAGUAACUGCUCACAAGCCCAAAGAUUGUUUUUUUGUGAUUUUUGGGAAGCUAAAAGAGACCCUAUGAUCUGUGAGAGCAUCCCAUAAUAAAGAUCUUAAAACAUAUACUGUCAAAUCCUUGCAGUCAUCAAGCACAGUAAUUAUAUUACCAGAAUCCUGAUGCCUUUUUGCUUAG